Molecule: messenger RNA, 718 nt
Organism: Vanrija pseudolonga
Lineage: Eukaryota; Fungi; Basidiomycota; Tremellomycetes; Trichosporonales; Trichosporonaceae
Gene: fmp52
Product: Protein fmp52, mitochondrial
Exons: 3
Coding region: 1-696 (231 amino acids)
Biological process (GO): import into nucleus
Cellular component (GO): cytoplasm
Source: RefSeq, a predicted model, not a curated record
AUGGCCCAGAUCACCCUCGUCGGGAGCACAGGCCUCGUCGGCGCAGCAGCGCUCUCGGCCCUCCUAUCCAGCCCGACCAAGCUCGCGCUGACGACACUCACGCGGCGCGCCGUGCCCACGCCGGCGCCCGCGAACACGUCUACGACGCUCACUGCCCUCGUCCAGCCCAGCCUCGCGGACGCUGUCGGCGCGCCAGAGCCGCUCGCGCACAACGGGUCAGUGUACAUAACCGCCCUGGGCACGACGCGCGCGGCGGCCGGGAGUCUAGAAGGGCAGGAGAAGAUCGACUACGUGUUGAAUCGCGACCUUGCUGCGCGGGCUCACGCGGACGGCGCCGAGACGAUCAUCCUCGUGUCGUCUGGGCGCGCGGACAGCGCCUCGUACUCUGGCUAUCUUCGCAUCAAAGGCUUGCUAGAGGACGCGGUGCUCGAGAUGGGGUUCAAGCGGACCGUUAUUCUGCGGCCUGGUGUGCUGCUUGGCCGGCCCGACGCGCGGUUUGCAGAGAACGCCCUCGGGUACGCCAUCAGGACACUGCGCUGGGCCGGCCUGCCCGUCGUGCGGUAUGGCAUUGAUGCGUCCGACGUCGGGGCCGCCGUUGCCCAGCUUGCGCUCGAGCCGGGCGAGGGGGUGCAUUAUGUGUAUGGCGAGGAGAUGGUCGCGCUUGCGGCCAAGUAUAGGGCUGGGUUGGGGGAGUAGGAGAUGCACGGUGUUGGGCGCG